Messenger RNA from Fusarium proliferatum ET1, 4140 nucleotides. RefSeq lists its product as uncharacterized. Gene Ontology annotation, biological process: protein phosphorylation. The transcript has 6 exons. The coding region runs from base 1 to 4140 and encodes 1379 amino acids. The record is from RefSeq and is a predicted model, not a curated record. Lineage: Eukaryota; Fungi; Ascomycota; Sordariomycetes; Hypocreales; Nectriaceae. Gene Ontology annotation, molecular function: ATP binding; protein binding; protein kinase activity.
AUGAGUGAUUCGGUAUGGCUGCCUUCCUUCUCAGUCUGGUCCUCCCGUCCACCACCUCGGACACUGGUAUCCUGUUCUGUUGGGUUUUCCAGACCGGGCGGGGCAAAGGUCCGAUCUCUACAAGACCUUCUCCGCGCCAUUCAGCCUCUUAACAUUCGACUCACUGCGGCAUCAUCACUCCGAAAUCCCCAAAGAGCCGGCGAGGGUGCAUCGUACACAGUCUUUCGAUACACCGAUGUUGCGACCAACAAGGCAGUUGCCGUCAAACAAAUCAAAUUAGCCCAAGAUGCCAACAACCAUCAGGCUCACCAGGACCGAGUGGAAUGCGUUUUGAAAGAUAUAGAGGUCAUGUGCCAUCCGCCUCUUGCUCAGCACGAGAACAUACUGACACUUCUGGGCUAUGGCUGGGGGUUACGGCAAGGAGACACCAUACCAUUCAUCGUAACUGACUACGCUGCUUGUGGCACGCUGCGCGAUUAUCUCCAAAGCGUGAGAGUUCCCAUGAGCUCCAAACUGUCCCUGUGUAGUCAAGUCGCUUGUGGUUUGAACAGGAUGCAUUGGGCUGGUGUUGCUCAUGGUGACUUAAAACUUGAGAACGUACUCGUCUUUCCCAGCCACACGAUAGAAGGUUCAGGGACUUAUGAGACCGAUGUGACAGUGAAGUUGUCAGACUUUGGACACGCAUGCCUUUUUAGGGACGAGCAAGGAGAUGGUGCAGUUCAGAUUUAUCGAGGCACUCUUUGGUAUCUGGCUCCCGAACUCCGUCAUGGUUCGAGUCUCAAAAGCGUAGAAUUUCUGCGAUGCGACGUCUGGGCCCUUGGCCUUUUAUGCUUGGAGGUUGUCUGGGACGGUGCUAGAUACUACCAUCUACCAUCGAUAACCUCUCUGAACGCUUGGCCCCAGGUAACUGAAGCAGAAACGAAGUCAUCUCAUGAGUGGGACCGUUCCUUCAGCUUGUGCUCUUCGCUCUCUGAAGCAGCAGAAAGGUCGAUGGACGAUAUUCCCUCGCGUCAUGAGUUCCGUCCUUUGCAAAAGACAAUAAUUAAAGGUAUACUGAGGCAGACUCUAGAGGCAGACUCUUCAAAGAGACAACACGAUCUCUCAAAACUUCCAUUCAUAUUUGGCGGGGGACUUCACCUAUCAUGGAACGAGAUGGGAAACAUCGAGGAUUCGCUCCAAGCGAUGCCCAACCUACCAGAAGGGGGUUGGUCUUACGAGAACUUCCUCCCAAAGGUGGCCAGUCGUAUACCUUUUCGUCUGAAGGAACAAAUGGUACUAGACGCCAAACGAACUGCUCUCACGGAAUGCGACGUUUCGACUAGAGCUGCGUUCCAAGUUGCUCUAGCCUUCUUCAACGGAUUCGGAAUCGAUCGUGACAUGUCCAUCGCUAUGCAAUACAUGAGAAUGAGCAGCUCAUCAACCUGUCUUCCGUUCGAGAUUCAUCGCAUGGUUCUGCAAGACCGAUACCAUAAUACCGACAAGCUACGGACGACUGUGCAAGGCUACAACCCUCUUUGCUCCAUCUUCACGAAACUGGGCGUCUGGGCUUCUCCAACACUUCAUACUGGCUCGUCGUGUCACUUCCUGUCCCCAUAUGGCCUCAACAAACUCAAAGGUCAUUCGCCACAGACAAGUCGCAUUUCUUGGUUGCAGAGUACUGUCAGCGCUUAUUGCAAUCAGUCUCUUUUUCUUCAAGAUCAUGACAUCAACAACUGUCUCAUUUUAGCUUGUCAACUUGGUGACCUGGAAGCGCUCAUAUCCUUGGCCCCACGUAAGGAGAAACUUCUGCCACGCAAACAUACUGGCCCUACUCCUCUUCACUAUCUCUUCAUGUUCGAUCAAGAUGAAGAGACAUUACAACGCGCAAUGGAAAUCUUGCUACCGACACAUCUUGACUCUCGAAGUCUAUUACUUGAAUCCUACUGCUCCGAAACCCAGACUCUCGAUCAACAGCUACCAUUCUCCCUAAGGGGUACUCCUCUGGCCUUUGCUGUUGACGCCGGUUCACUAGCAGCUGUGAAAGCACUACUAGGGGUUGGGGCGAACCCCCUUUCUCGCAGCCCAGAGAGUGAGACAUCUCCAGAUGUUAGUUCUCAAAGUUCACUACGGAAGGCCAUAUCUUAUCAUAGAGCAGAUAUCUUCUUGCUUCUAUGGCAGUCAUGUAUGAAUAACCCAGACUGGUAUAAUGAGCUCCUUAACGGGGUAUUGACGGGUGAAACAUGUCUUUUCUCACAACUGUGUGAGAGGUCUUUCUAUGAACUAUGGGUCAUAGGGAAUGGCAAUCACCAGAUAAGGGGGUCAGAGAUGGUUUCGACUUUGACGGGAGCCAUUUGGAACCUUCUGACUUCCAAUCCGGAAUACCAAAAGUCGUCAUUUGCGCGAUACUCUGCUGCUGGAAUGAGAGCCAUCCUCAUCCAGGACGGACUGGAGAUUGCCAAAGACUUACACCGCUCUAUCAAUGACAUUAGCCGUUCAUCUAUACCUUCUUUUCUAGGGGAAGAGCAACAGAAAGCCCUAUUACAAUCACUACUUGAAAUGGCUUGCAAAGGGAAUAUUACGCCAAACCGCGCGAUCAAGUAUAUUGACUUUGGCGAAGUCUUAUUUUCAGCCAUUUCACCAGCCAUGGGCUUUCAAGCUCUGCUUUCUGCGGUUCGCCAUCAUAACGACAGCCUCUUUGCUCUACUACUCCCUAGCAGUCAACAUCUACACCAGGUUGAUGAGGAUGGCAGGAGUAUUAUAUGGCACAUGAUUGACUCAGGCUUCUCGCACAUGAUUCCCCUAUCAAAGGUCUUCGAGCAGGGUCUCAAACUUGAUGAUGUCGACGGCUUCGGUGAAUCAUAUUUGCAUUGCGCAGUGCGCAACAGAUCCGUUGACGACACUGUCACACUAAUCAAUAUGGGAUUAGAUGUCGAUAGGAAACUUCUUGACGGCACCACAGCAAUGCACAUCGCCGUGCAAAAUACUGAUACGGCCAUGAUUCAAUGCUUGCUGGACCACGGUGCCUCUAUCAAUGCAGCUGAUAAUCAACAACGAUCACCCAUUCAUAGUCUGUUCUUGCAGACUCCGCAACAUGAGUUAGCAUCUGCGAUUGCAGUCGCUAAGCUAUUGCUGUCACGUGGUGCCUCAACAACGACAAUGGAUAGCGACGGUUCCACGCCCGUUCAUGCUCUCGCACUGUGGGAUGUCAGUACGGUCUGCUCACCAGGAUUUGCUUCCCUCAUACGCCGAAUGAGCUUAUCAGCUCGUGACAAACUUGGCGCGACAAUAUUACAUUCUGCUGCGCGUCUCUUCAAGGAUAAGCUAGUCGCGAUACUUAUUCAGUCAGGGGCAAAGGUUGAUGAUCAAGACAACAAGGGUGCCACUCCUCUACACGCUCUUAUAUCUCAGAUGUGUCUCAUGAGGUUCACAUCCAAUGACCAAAUCAUUCCCACUACCAAAGCAUUGCUUCAAGCCGGACCAAGAAUGGAUCUGGUGGACAAGUAUAACCGCACAGCUAUUGGCUCUAUGAUCCUAGCUUGCAAGAACCAAAAUACCAUUCAAGUAACCCUAAGAGAUACUGGUGUUCAGUUUGAACAACGCCUUUCUUUAGUGAAAUGCAUUCUGCUUCAUUGCUACAUGGCCUCACCGGUGUAUCCCUCAUUGGUUCAUCCAAUCUCACAUGCUUGGGAAGUGGCAGUGCUCAACAUGCGUUGGUCUGUUGUCCGAGAAAUGCUCUUUCAUGGCAAGGUAGAUCUCGGCCUUCUAGCGUGGCCUAGAGGGAUGAAGUUUCUACUAUAUUCCAUUGAACACGCUGAUCUUUGCAUAUUACGCUUAUUUCUGGGCAGAGGAUUUGAGCACUGGUCACCGCAUAUUCUGGCUGGAGAUGUCACACAGCGCUCGGACCCCAGUUCAGAAAUUUCCAAGGCUAAUAUGAAUUGGUCACCUGAAAAGCAUAUCUUAUGGGAGAGUCAAAUACCAAGAUACGGAGUUCAUUCUAAGCGUGGUAAUGGGGACAUACUGCGAGAGAUCCUGGAAUUCCUUGUCGAGAAUAAAGAUUUGUACAAGAUGGGGUCAUUAAACGGCGAAUCAACUUUCGGCAGACCUGUGUCGUGGAUUCUCGUCGAUCAGUUGGCCACUGCAUGUCAAUUGGGCAGACGCUAA